AUGCACGAAAUAAAGAAGAUCGCUGAGAUAUCGGCGUGUUUUUCAGUAUUUCUGUUGGCGUUGUUUUCACUAACAAACGCAGAAUAUAAAGAAUGGUGCGAAGCUGCCCCUGAAGAAGGCAAACCUGAUGUAGCAGUUUGUGUUCCUGUUAAUAAGGAAACUGUUACUUAUAUGUUGGAGAUUCUCCCUGCAUACGGGGCGGGAGUAGACCUGCGCAAAGACGUCAGCGUUCAACUCGUCGGUAGUAAUGGAAGAAUUACGCCACCCAUAGGAAUUGCCUCUGCAGCUUCAGGGACUCACAAACGAGUUUUUGUAGAGGCUAAAGACGUAGGAGAUCCUGAAGAAAUUCGCGCGCAGUCCUCCGCGGGAACCAUUGGAUCGAUUGAAUUGACAAUAAGCGGAGAAAAUCGAAGCGGGGAAUCAAAGGCAGUGCUGCAGGGAGUUAAGCCAGGAGAAGAAGCGGCUGUAUCUUUUCGAGGGGCAGACGUUGGUUCUAUUGAAUCUAUUUUACUGCACAAUUCUGCUGAAGACGACCCGUGGUUUUGCGAAAGCGUUCGAAUAUCAGCAGAGAGCGAAAGCCCCCUAUCUUUUUCUGUUAAACGAUGGAUCGGCUCGCCGUUUCUUUCUGCAGUUACCAUCACCCUUAGACCUUCUAAAGAUACAGAUGCAGCUCCGCAAGAUAUUCAGUGCAAUACCAGAGGAUCUGAUCUCGUUUCGUUAGCGCCGAAGCAACUGGAGACAUUUAAAGUUCGAUGUCCGAUGAAUUGCGGAGCGGCUUCGUUUGCAGUGACUGAAGGGGCUUCAAUUCAUCCAUCUUCUUCUUCGGUUUGUGCUGCAGCAGAACAUGAUGGCGUUGCUUCAGCUUCAGGAGGAGUUCUCGUUGUCAGUGUAGUGGGCCCUCUUCCACAAUACGCAGGAUUACCUCCUCUUAAACCGGGUGCAGAUUCAAUCGACGAUAUCGUCGGCGAUGUCCGCGUGGUGGACGCGCACGGGAAGUUGGCGGCCAGCGGGCGCCUGGAGAUUCGUCGAGAAGGCGUUUGGGGUUAUUUGCAUGGGAUGUAUCACGAAGACGGCUGUUUGAGUCUGGACGGGCACAACGUCUGCGCAGGGCAGCACUAUCCUGUAGCAGCAGCUGGUGAGUGUUUUCUGCUUUUUCUCUCUUAUUUCUGCUGCUGGUUUUACUCUUUACUCCUUUUGCGCUUUGAUAUCGUCUAUCAAAACAGGAAUCAUGAUAUAUUUCAGUGUCUGGGGCCUGAGAAGACAUUAACCGAUUGCACAUUUGAAGAGGCGACGGCUCAGUGCGCCGAUCAUCGCUUUGAUGUCGCCGUGCGGUGUUCAAAUAAUCCGCCGGCUGAGCCAAUCUUCGGUUCGCUGCGAAUUGUUAAUGAGAUGGGGACCCCCGCAUUAGACGGUAUUGGGAGGCUUCAGGUAUACAGAGACGGUUGGGGGAGCAUCUGCGACGACGGCUGGACGAAGGAGUCCGAGCGGGUGGCGUGCAUGCAGAUGGGCUACGAGGGGUUGAGGGAAGGAGGCAUUUCCGGAAAAAGCUGCGAAAAUAUCAACGGCCUAAAUUUCUGCGGAUUGCAAGAAGAACCGAUUCAUAUGGUCAACGUCGCAUGCCAAGGAGACGAGAGAUCCUUACGCCAGUGCGCGCACGAGACGAAGUCGGAUAUAUACUGUGCGCACAGUGAAGACAUCGUUGUCUCUUGCAAAGGCAAUGGAGGCCUCAGUGGAGCUGAGGGUUUAAAGAAAGAAGACCUGCCUGAUGUUAUUAAACGAAAAUAUCGCUCGUUCAUUGAACUGAGCUGUACAGACAAACUCGCAACGACAAAAGGAGUUGCAGCAGCACGCCCAGGGGCCGUCUUCUUGGGGAUUUGUCCUAGCGGCUGCAGGUAA
Molecule: messenger RNA, 1896 nt
Organism: Eimeria acervulina
Lineage: Eukaryota; Apicomplexa; Conoidasida; Eucoccidiorida; Eimeriidae
Product: scavenger receptor protein SR2, putative
Exons: 14
Coding region: 1-1896 (631 amino acids)
Cellular component (GO): membrane
Molecular function (GO): protein binding
Source: RefSeq, a predicted model, not a curated record